Molecule: messenger RNA, 1311 nt
Organism: Megalobrama amblycephala (Wuchang bream)
Lineage: Eukaryota; Metazoa; Chordata; Actinopteri; Cypriniformes; Xenocyprididae
Product: protein ZBED8-like
Exons: 1
Coding region: 1-1311 (436 amino acids)
Source: RefSeq, a predicted model, not a curated record
AUGGCAAAUGAUGUUGAGAACACACUGAUUGAAAAGUUAAAGAUGCACCCAUUUUCCAUCCAACUUGACGAAACGUCUACUGUGGCGGAUGAAGCAGUCCUCAUUGCAUAUGUGCAGUACGUUGAUGACUCCGAACUAAAGCAGGACAUACUUUUGUCGACUAAUUUGUCUACAACAACACGAGGAGAAGAUAUUUUCCACGCGAUUGACACGUACUUCACAAAGAAUCAGAUUCCCUAUAAUAAUUUAGUCGCAUGCUGCACUGAUGGAGCUGCUUCAAUGAUGGGAAAAAACAAGGGCUUCAAUGCACGUUUGAAAGAAAAAGCACCCUACUGUCUUGUGUUUCACUGUAUGAUACACCGUCAAGCCUUGGCCAGCAAACACCUCUCUGAUGAACUUAAUGAAACAAUGAAGACAGUUGUAAAGAUCGUUAACUUUAUAAAAGCCCGCCCGGUAAACAAGCGAAUCUUUGCGGAGCUGUGUGAAGAUGAGGUGCAUCAGACACUCCUCCUUCAUACCGAAGUGCGCUGGCUAUCAAGAGGCCAAGUGUUGGUUCGUUUUAUUGAACUAAAAGAAAAAAUAAAAGAGUUCCUGAAAAUGAACAAUCAGAAGCUGUUUGACGAAAUGACAGAUGCAUUUCUCAUCAGAACGUCAUACUUGGCGGAUAUUUUCAGCCUCUAUAAUGAAACAAACAAGCGCAUGCAGAGCGCGGAUGCAAAUGUGCUGGAAUGCAAGGAAAUUAUUGACGCAUUUGUGCAUAAAGUGGACUUUAGGAGGAAUAAGCUGAUGAAACGAGACCUACACCAUUUUCCAUCACUUCUUAAACAGACCGGGGGAAAUUUGCCUGAAUCCUUGAGCAAGGAGUUCAUACUUCACAUGGAACGGCUACAGAAAGAGAUGACGUCACGGUUUUCGGAUGUUGAUGAACAUGUCGCUAAAUGCGCAUGGGUAAUGGAUCCAUUCACUGCGCAGGAGGAGGACGUGGAGUAUUUACAAGCGGAGGACGAGCUCUUGGAUAUCAAGUCUAAUUCUCUUCUGAGGAGAUUCUUCAAUGAACACGGGUACAAACGGUUCUGGCUGGUGAAAGGACCUAACGUCGCACCCAAGCUUGCGCACCAUGCUACAACCAGACUCAUCCUGCCAUUCGCCACAACAUACCUGUCCGAGACUGCUUUUAGUUCUCUGGUAACCAUCAAAACGAAGGCACGCAACAAGCUGGAUGUGCACCAUGACUUUCGUAUGGCUGUCACGAAAAUCAUGCCUAAUAUACAAUCUCUAGCCCUGGAUAUGCAGGCCCAGACUUCACAUUAA